Molecule: messenger RNA, 2382 nt
Organism: Neltuma alba
Lineage: Eukaryota; Viridiplantae; Streptophyta; Magnoliopsida; Fabales; Fabaceae
Product: auxin transporter-like protein 2
Exons: 10
Coding region: 597-2063 (488 amino acids)
Source: RefSeq, a predicted model, not a curated record
AGAUCAACGUCUCGCUCACCCACUCGCUUCGGUCUCCAUCCGAAACUCUGUGUCACCAACAAACGGAGACCCCCGAGAAUCGAUUCGGAAUUUGGAAUACACAGUGAACUCAAUUGUGUAUUCAUUAUUCAUCUCUCAUUCUCUCUCUUCCUCCAUUUAUAGAGAAGUGAAUUUGCUUGGCUAACUGCAUCCUUCUCUGCUUUUGCUUUUAGCCAUACUCUGAUAUACAUUUAUUACAUAUUUAGCAACUUAAAUACACAGCCCCAUGUCGUCCUCGUAAUAUCUGGCUGAACAGUUUCGAGGGAAAGGAGGUCCUUUCUGUUCAGUCUCUGCAAUUUCUGAUACUUCCUGCUUUUUCGUCUCCUCGCCGUCUUUGGGCUUGCGCAUCACUCCUGCUGCUUCUGCCACAACUGUGUCAGAGCACUUAACUAACUCAAGGAAGAGGCAGAUAAAAAGAACGCAUUAUUGAAAGUAAAGGCCAUUCUGUUUUGGAACACAGAUCUGGGUUUUCCUUCUUCAAGCUUUAGGAGAAAGAGACGUCUCGACCAAGAUCCACCAGGAGAUUUUGACACUGCCUUUCGCGUAUUUCGGAGACAAUGUUGCCUCAGAAGCAGGCAGAGGAAGCCAUAGUCACCAACUUCACCGAAACAGAGAAUGAUGGAGGCAUCGUCAGGGAAGAAGAGAAGGAGCAAGACAACUCCAUGUUCACCCUCAAGAGCUUCCUCUGGCAUGGCGGCUCAGUUUGGGACGCCUGGUUCAGCUGUGCUUCAAAUCAAGUAGCCCAAGUGCUCUUGACGCUUCCCUAUUCCUUUUCCCAACUGGGUAUGCUUUCAGGCAUAUUGCUGCAAGUAUUUUACGGCAUACUCGGAAGCUGGACGGCUUAUCUAAUCAGUGUCCUCUAUGUGGAAUACCGUACCAGAAAGGAAAAGGAAAACGUUAGCUUCAAGAACCAUGUCAUUCAGUGGUUCGAAGUGCUCGAUGGAUUGCUGGGUCCGUAUUGGAAAGCAGUGGGGCUGGCCUUCAACUGUACUUUCCUCCUCUUCGGAUCCGUGAUUCAGCUUAUAGCUUGUGCAAGUAACAUCUACUACAUAAACGACAAAUUGGACAAACGAACUUGGACAUACAUAUUUGGAGCUUGCUGUGCGACCACUGUGUUCAUCCCUUCCUUUCACAACUAUCGAAUCUGGUCAUUUCUAGGACUUGGAAUGACCACUUACACAGCUUGGUAUUUGACAAUCGCAGCGCUUCUUCAUGGCCAGGUGGAGGGUGUGACUCACUCGGGUCCGGCGAAGCUGGUUCUGUACUUCACCGGAGCAACUAAUAUACUGUACACAUUUGGUGGCCACGCCGUGACUGUGGAGAUAAUGCAUGCCAUGUGGAAGCCACAGAAGUUCAAGUACAUAUAUUUGCUGGCCACACUGUACGUGUUCACGCUCACUCUUCCGUCGGCUUCCGCCGUCUACUGGGCCUUCGGCGACCAGCUCCUCAACCACUCCAACGCCUUCUCUCUCCUCCCCAAGACCGGUUUCCGUGAUGCCGCCGUCAUCCUCAUGCUCAUCCACCAGUUCAUAACAUUCGGGUUUGCGUGUACUCCAUUGUACUUCGUGUGGGAGAAGGUGAUCGGCAUGCACGACACCAGAAGCAUCUGCCUCAGAGCACUCGCGAGGUUGCCGGUCGUCAUCCCCAUUUGGUUCUUAGCCAUCAUCUUCCCUUUCUUCGGCCCCAUCAACUCCGCCGUCGGAGCCCUCCUCGUCAGCUUCACCGUCUACAUCAUCCCUGCCCUCGCUCAUAUGCUUACGUACAGAAAAGCCUCCGCCCGACAGAAUGCUGCAGAGAAGCCUCCCUUCUUCAUGCCCAGCUGGACUGCCAUGUACGUCUUCAAUGCCUUCGUUGUGGUUUGGAUCUUUGUGGUUGGUUUUGGGUUCGGAGGAUGGGCCAGCAUGACCAAUUUCGUCAAGCAAAUUGACACAUUCGGUCUCUUCGCCAAGUGCUACCAGUGCCAGCCUUCCGGGCUACCACCGCCCAAGGCGGCGGCUCCACCCCCUCACGCUCAUCAUCUCUGAGCAGUGUCGGUUCCCCUGCCUCAACAACAUAACAAAGUGGUACCCUUGAAAAGUACUAGCGUCUUACACUUCUCUCAUAUCUUGUAUCAUACGUGGGGAAUAUAGUAGUAAUACUUCCCCACUUUUCAUUUCAUGUGUGUUGUUGUUGUUGUUUUUUUUUUUUAAUUGGGGCAUAUUUUUAUCGUCUUUUUUUUUUUACUACAUAGUAAUUUUUUUAACUUGUUAGUUGAUGAUAAAAAAAAAUAGUGUGUCUAAUGGUUGUGAUUUCUUUGCUAUAUAAAUGCAGAGGUUAAUGCGUUAGAAAGAAGGAACAUUUAUA